Molecule: messenger RNA, 11972 nt
Organism: Clunio marinus
Lineage: Eukaryota; Metazoa; Arthropoda; Insecta; Diptera; Chironomidae
Source: the annotation of a GenBank genome assembly
ACUUCUUGAAAUUACGUCAAGCAAAAAGAUGAAGCUUUCCAAAACAGGACUUUCAUCGUUUCAGCUUAAAAUACAUCUGAAUAUUUCUAUUAAAGCUGAUUAAAUUUGGAGUUUUAUAUAUUUUUUGUUAUUUUUCUCUGUUCGCCUAGAACGAAUGAAAAAAAUCGUAAAAGUCAUAAAAAUUCUCAAGAAAAAACAUUUGUGUCGAGUUUGUGCCUAUUAUAAGAGACGUAAUCACUAAGAAUUUGAUAAAUUUGAAAAGAAAUUUAGAUUGUGAAAGGGUUGAAAUGGAAUUCAUCGGUAGUACGUUGGAUUUGGAUCUUGGCUUUGAAGAUCAGUCAGGUGAUCUUGAGCCACUGGACAACUCCCUCUUCGCUUCUAGCAACAACUUAUAUCAACAAAGUACCUUGUUUGGAAGUUCACAAACAUUCAGCAACUUAUUGAAUGGCAACAGUUUUAAUCGAAUAUUUGUUGAUACACCAACUCCAGCUGAUCCUGUAAUCGAUCUAAGUUCAGGAGGCGAAACAGAAGAAUUCGAUGGACAAAAUAAUCAAGCGAGCAGAAAACGUCAUCAUGCAAAUGAAAUGUCUAAUCUGGCAAAGCGAAAAGCAAACGAAACUUUUCUAAUUGAAAGUCAAAAGACGAGAAAUCGAAACAUGCCGUUGAAGAAGCGUGGAUCGGGAAAUCGUGAAGAAGAGUUAAGUUUCCUAAAUCUCCUUGCAAAUGAAAACUCAAAUCAAGCUCAAAAUCUCGUCAAAGUUGAGUGCGCCAGCGACUCAUCAGCAUGUGAUAGCUCAACAAGCAUCAAUCCAAAGAAUUAUCUCAACUUGGAAACAAAGAAAGAGAUCGUUUGUGAUUGUUUCAAUUGUUUUCCUGUGUUGGGCUCAAAAGGAGCACCAAAGUGUAAAAAACUUAAUCAAUCGCCACCAGAUACAGCUGGAGGAUCUUCAUCUUCUAUAGAUACAUCGAUGAUUCCGGGUCCAAGUGAUUCAUCACCAGAAGAUGAUGAUGAUGUCAUUUUCGUUAGUGAUCGAACAGCGCCAAUCGAUUUAACUGCAGAUUCUGAUUCAGACAUUGCAUUGUCACCAAAUGAUGCCAUAGAAACUUCAACAACAUCAUCAACCACAACAGAUAGGAAAGAGAUUGUCACUGCUAGUGAUUAUUCAACUCACAACGCCUGCAAUUCAACAUCGAGUGAUGAAGGAGUUGGUGGAAUGUCACGAAGAAAUUUCAUGGGAUGCCAUCAAAUUCUGUCAAUGCCACCAAUUCAACGAGUUCAUGCGACUACAGUCAACACUCAGCGCACUCCAAUUAUGUCUUCCGUUGCUUCUACCUCUUCUGGUCACGUUGCUCAAACUCCGAUAAGAAUUUCAUCUCCACCUCGUGUUUAUAUCGAUAUUCCUUCUCAACCUAUCACACCAGCACCGACAAGACAAACAAACUUUCGUAAUAUGAUCACAGGAAAUGAUGUGAUGUUGUAUGAUGGACAAAAUUAUAUUCCACCAUUUAUUCGUGAAAGUUCUUCGAGUCUCCCCGUCGUUCCCGAUCCAGUAGCUUUAAAUACAAUUAACGAAAGUUCUGUUCCUCCAGUCCAAGUUCUACAUCAAAGAGUUCAAACGCAAGGUUCUGGAACAAAUCAUCAAAGAAGACGUUGUAAUAUGCCAACAGCAAACUUUUAUUCACCACACCCGAUAAUGCAACGACAUUCAUUGCAAUUGCCACAUGAAAAUGUUGGCCAAAGUCAACAUGAUCAAGUAGUCCCACCACAUGCCCAUCAAAAUCGAGAACAAAAUUGUCGUCAACAUGUUGGACGUUGUCCAUUUAUGACGGAAGGUCAUCAUUACAAUCGUCCAAGACGUUUAGCUCGUGACUUUUAUUCGAUGUCAAACGGUCGUCCAUAUGCAGUUCAUGAAGAUUUAUGGCGUCGUCAAUAUCAAGAGCAAGAGAUUCGACGUCAUUACUGGUCACCAUCGUUCACUUCAGAGGCGGAAGCUGCUUUACGACCACCACCACCGUUCAUAAAUGAACAGAUUGGUCAACAUAGGUUAGUUACCGCUAUAAGUGACAAUAAUAACAAUAAUAAUAACGACACAACUUGGACCGAUAGUUUAAGGAGUGCAGUUGAUCGUCGAAACAUGCAGCAACAGCAGAAUGCCCAUGCUAGGCAUCGAAGAGUGGCACCAUGUCGCAGGUUUAACGACAAUCAGGAUAAUGCAAGUCAACCACACAUCCAUCAUCACAUGCACUAUUCAAUUUCUCAUCCACCUCCACAUGUUCAUCUUUCAAUUGGACUUCGGCAAGAACGUUUGAAUCAGCCAUUAAAUUUAUUGACGCGAUUAAAUCGUUUUGUCCGCGUCAUUGAAGAACGUGCUAAUCGUGGCGCAACUCAAGAAACAAUUGAGAUUCAUACAUUGCCCCACAAAUAUAAGAAGUUACGUCGGGCUAGUGAAGCUGAUGAAGAUAGCGAAAAGUGUACAAUUUGUCUCUCACAAUUCGAAGUAGAUAAUGAUGUUCGUCGUUUGCCAUGCAUGCACCUGUUUCAUCGUGAUUGCGUCGAUCAAUGGUUGGUCACAAGUAAACACUGUCCUAUAUGCCGUGUCGACAUUGAGACUGAAUUUAAAUGCAUUGAAGGGAAAGAAAUGCACGUAAAGGCAGCACAGCCAACGAAUUUAGAAUCUGUACCUGUAACAACAAAUCAACAAUCAUCAAGCUCAAGCUUGGAAUCCGAAACGUCGACGGCAACGGAAUCUGGUAGCAAUUUGAGUAACAUUUGUAAUAAUAAGAAAACAAACGCGGCAAGCAGUAAGAAGCAACAGCGACAGCAUGGAAACUUGGACGAUGAGAUUCCAGCAUCUGUAAUCAGCAGUGUUGGCACAACAAACUAUCAACAACACCAACUCUUUGUUGUUUCAAAACCACUCAAUAUUAGUGAAUCAUUACAAUCGAUUCCCGUCAUAAUCGCCACAACAGCAUCGUCUGUCAAUGCACAAAACACUUUCUCCGUUCCAUCAUCCUUAGCUGAUGGGAAUGUAAAUAACAAAAUGAUACAACAACAAACAACAAAUGUCCAACCGCCUCGUCUCCACCCGAAAAAGAGAAAAUUCGAUUUAUCGGAGUUGGAAGAUGUGAAUCAACAGCAGCAACAACAGCCAACGGCGAGUGUUUGUAACAAUCCAGUGACAAUUUCAGCGCCUCCAGUAUCAUCUGGGUGCACAUCAUCAACAACACUCGUCUAUCAAAGAACUCCUGUCCAAGGUCUUAACGGAAAUGGAAAUCAUCAUUUAGUGAGCAGCAGUAGUAACAGCAGUAAUUAUUCAACAUAUAAUCCAACGAUGGUUACACAAGUCGUGAAAAACACAAAUGAUGUUCAACAAGUGAUAAAGAAACAACAGUUCUCAAAUUACAGUCCCGCAACAAAUCACACAAAAGCAAUAGCAUCGUCUAGUCAACAACAAGUUGUGACAACUCAACAGACGUCUGUUGUUGAGCAAGCCGAUUUCAUUGAUCUCAAGGAGUGGGUGUCACAUCCUGUACUAGCAAAGCGAAAGGACUUUUAUGUGCCGGGUGAGAUUGCACCAACAAAUAUACCGAAUAGUGUACUCGUAAAGCUUAAACAUCCUGAAGGGCAACAACAGUUAUAUCAGGAUAUAUUUGUAAGCGGUCGUUUUGAUGUUAUAAGCGAUCGAGUACCAUCAAUGGCUGAUUUUCAUAUCAACCAACGUGUAUGCAUUCGCACUGUGAUUACCGAUUUUCUAACUGAUGUCUUCAUUGAAGGUCAUGUUGUAGAAAUUCUUCCCUUAACAAAGCAAAUCGCUGUUCAGAUUCGUGGGAAUCUUCAAGAACGUCGAAUUGUUAAACGAAUGGAACUUCGGUUGAUGUUACCGCCAUGGUGGGAUGAGCUUGCUGAGCAAACAGAAACAUCAACUGUAAAAGUGACACAAAUGGGAAGCAUCACAAAAGGUGAACCACAGACGCAGCGCGUCGUUUCUAUUAUGGUAAAUAAAGCUGGUGAUCAGCAGCUUCAUCCUGGUAGUGGUGCUUCAAUUAUUUAUCGAAAUGAACCACAGAAUAUGAUUAAGUCGAAUGCAAAUGCGACAAGAACAUAUGUUCAACGAUAUGAAGCACCGAAUUCAAUUCAACUUCAUCAAGUGAUGCCAUCGCUUUCAUCACAUGAAGAUUAUUAUAGAACAACAGCUACGUCACCAUUCUUAUCGUCAUCGCAAAUCCAUGAAGCAACAACAUCUGGUGGUGAACUUCCGCCAGGUAUGAACACAACAAGUCCACUCAACGAUGAUAGUUAUCGAAGACAUUCGUCAACAAGACCUUAUGAUGAUGAAUAUGAAACUGAUGACGAGUUGAGACGUGAAGAUAUCACUUUUUCAAAUGAUGGUGAAGAGAAGUAUUCAGGGAGUAGCAAGCGAAGCAGUAUGCAGAGUCGCGGUAGCACAUCAAGUCUCAUCGAGCAUGGAAGUUUAACUCCACGAUCUCAACCAGCAACGCCAAGAUCUCAAGCAAAUACGCCACAUCGUUUCAAAAAAGGUGAUGUUGUGUCCACGCCAAAUGGCAUUCGCAAGAAAUUUAAUGGUAAACAAUGGCGACGGUUAUGCUCAAACGAUUCAUGCACAAAAGAGUCACAGCGACGAGGAUUUUGUUCACGUCAUUUGAGUCAGAAAGGUAAUGCUUUACGGUCGUCAACAGGGCCGUCAAAUCAUUAUUCUGCAAGUCGUUCAAGUAGUAAAACACAAGGUGAUGAAGACACGAGCAGGGACUCUGAAACAUCACCUAAUUAUCGAGUAGCUGGAAAGUUCGAUCAAGAAGAAACAGACGUAGCCAACAUGUUAGUGUCGCUUAGCAGUUCUCGCUCGGCAACGCCAGCCUUCUCAUCACCAACAGGCCAUGGAACAUCACCAUUGAUAGCAAAUCAAUCGCCAGUUUCUGUUGGUAAUCGACAGAAUGUUUUUAUGCCGAUUGGUGCUGGUGACGCAGCGACACAUGGUGAUUCAAAUAACAAAUAUAAAAAUAAUAACACACCAAGUCCUGUACUUUAUAAUAUGCCACAUUCACAAGUCAUUCGACCAGAAUUGGUGAGACCAUCGCAGCCACAACCUCAAGUACAACAUCAUGUUCCAUCGAUUCAACAAGUUGUUUCAGCUCCUUCCAUUACGACAACAACUUCGUCAGCUUCAAGUGCUGUAAUGUCACAACAGCAACAACAUCAGCAGCAAACAUCAAUUGUUGGACAUGGGAAUGCAACAAGUGUUAUUAGAAUUUCCCCAGCGUCAAGCACCCAAUUCCAGCCAUUUCAUCCCGUCAUAGUGGAUCCAACGCAUUUAGUUCCAUUGUUGCCACCAUCAACAUCUACUAUGAGUAUUAGUAAUGGAACAAUUCAUACGACAUCGUCGCAAAUUCAUGUCGAUCCAAAGCCGGUGACAAAAAACGGAAUUAACACGGGUUCAGUCUAUCAAUGGCACACAUUGUUGCCGGUCAUCCAUCCGCCACCACCACAAGCAACAGAAAGUCAUCAUCAACAACAAAUUCAACAUGGAAAUGGACCACCAGCAGCUCCAUCAAGCAGUAUUGCUGUUCCAGUUGAUGAAGGAGAGAUGAGUGGAGAUGAUGAUGAAGUUUUUGUUGCUGAACCCGUGGAUUUAAAGAAUUCCCAACAAAAACAACAACAUCAACAGCAUACAACAAGUGGUGGAUCGAAUGGUGGUCAACAGCGUUCAGUAAUAUUUCAAACAGGAUCUGAAGAGCCAUUCAGUGGACUUGAACCGAUGAAAGUCGACAAUGACACAACACAGAACACAAAGAAAGGAAGAUCUCAGUCGCUGAGUGCAUUGCAAGCUGGCAAAGAUCCUCAAAGUCCAAGUUGUAAGAAGGAUCCACGUAUUCGUCGACCAAUGAAUGCUUUUAUGAUCUUUUCGAAACGUCAUCGUGCGAUGGUUCACCAACAACAUCCAAAUCAAGAUAAUCGUACUGUCAGUAAGAUUCUUGGUGAAUGGUGGUAUGCAUUAAAGUCUGAUGAGAAGACAAAGUAUCACGAGUUGGCUAGUGAAGUUAAAGAAGCUCAUUUCAAAGCUCAUCCUGAGUGGAAAUGGUGCUCAAAGGACCGUCGUAAAUCAUCGAGUUCAACAAAAGAUUCAAGAGAAAGAAUGAAUUCACUUGAUGGAACGGAUUCUCAUGAUGAGAAAAGUCCAACGACACCAGCUGAUCAUUUACAGCCAUCAGAUAAUGCUUCAUCAGCACUCAGUAGUCUUAAUGAGGAAAUGGAAUUUGCUGAGAAUCAGGAAUCAGAAAAACAUGGAGUUCAUCACGAUAAACAAGAAAGAGAUGUUCACAUGCAACAAUCUGAUCAUCAAGAAUAUCAACAGCAACAACAAGAAGCAAUGGAAAUAGACUUAAAAUGUGCUGAAAAAGUUACUGACUCUGAUGUUGAAUCAAAUGCUGAUGAUAAAAGCUCAUCAUAUCAGAAAGAUCAAAGCUUUUAUGCAAUUGGUGAUGUAACAAGAAAGCCAAAACCAAUAAAUCCGCUUCAUCAGAAUGAGAGUGCUCUUUAUUCACCGUUGUUCCCUUACAACAGUCCAAAGAAUCCAAUUGGAGUCAUGCCAUUUCAACCGAAGGGUGGAGCUUUUCGUACCAUGCCUCAAAGUCCCAAGACGACAGGCUUCUUACAAACAACCCCAACCGUCAAAGCUGAGAUGGAAGCGAAAUGUUUAUCAGCUAACAGUGUCAACAAUAACAACACAAUCUUCAAUUUUCCAACCGUACCAACAACGUCAGCAGCAAAUGAUGAUAAAUCAGCUCAUCAUCGUCUAAGUGAUGCACAGUCGAAUGGUAUUCAUUACAAUUCGCCAAUGCGUCAUCAUGAAGGUAAAGAAUUGGAUGUAAACGAUGUAAAUGUGAAUGUCAAUGUUGUUGCAUCAUGUGCAUCAUUAAAUCAUGAAAAAGUUUCAACUUCUUCCUUCUCUCUGUCAUCAUCCGAUUCAUCUACUAACAAAUGCUCUUCUACUAAUCAAUCAUCAUCCAAUGUUAAUGUUAUCAAUGUAUGUGAUGGUAGCGAUAAGACUAACAAAAAUCAUGGCAUUAUAAUCACGGAUACGCACGACAGUGCUGGUUUUUAUGAUGCCAUAAAACUGGAGGAGAAUGGAAACAGCACGACUGCAAUUAUUUAUGAAACAAUCGUAAUUGAAAAUCAACCAGCACAUGUGGGACAUGAGCUGGUGAGCUUUGUCACUGCUGGUAAUAACAAUAAGUUAAUAGCUAACAAGAAUAUUUCCUUUGAUGGGAUUGGUAAUGGUGGCAUCAUUGUUUUGACGGGAACAUUGAAUGAAUUGUUGUUGAAUCAAAAUGGUCAUGUGAUAACUAACGUGAGUCAGUCAUCUAACGGUGCUGGCACUAACAAUAAAUGUUUGAAUGAUGUUAACACUAACAAGAAUCACAUCCAAUCAAUUGUUUUAAAUUUAAAUUCACAAUCAUCAGCAACUGGCAUGGGAGCAGCAACACAGAUGACAACUGGCGGUCAGAAGUCGAUAAUGUUGGCAAUUAAUCAGAAUCAACAACAAUGUUUGUCAUUUUCAUCGAUGCAGGAUGAUUAUGGAGUGUACCAAAAAGUUCAUUCAUCAAAUCCUGGACAACAAAUGCAAAAUCCGGUGAACAAAUCCACGCAGCCAACUUAUGUGAUUCAUGGUGGAAAGAUUCCGAAUAUGUAUUUGUCAUCAAGUGGUCAACAUCAUUCCGAGCCGUCGAUACAGUCAGGGAUGAAGAUUAAAGAAGAACCAGAAUCACCAACAAUUCGCAAUUUGCCAGCGACACCAAAGUCAAAUGAACCGCCAUCAAAUCAGCAACGUGAAGCUUCAGAAAGGACUGAACAGAAUGAAAUUGAUGAUGAUGAUAACGAUGACUCCGCUGAGAAAAAGUUCGUUCUUGCACCAACUCCAGCACAAUUAGGAAAAGCGCCAUUACAACGACGACAAAAUCGAGGUGAUUCACCAUACUUUCAAGACGAAACUUUUUUGUUGAUCAAAAGCGUAUUUGCAGCCAAUUCAUCAUCAAGCUCAUCAAUGCCUGACACACCAACUAUGGAUUCGAUUACAACAUCAGUUGCAAACACAAUUAUUAAUCCGGUUCCGUCAGCACUGCCUACACCAACAUCAGCAAAUUAUGACGACAUUCAAAGUCAAAUAUCGCCUUCGGUAAAAACGAAAAUGUACAAAAAGAUUAAAACUGAUGAGAUGGAUAAAUUUUCUUACAGUGUUCUCAAACAAGUUGACUUUGAAAACAAGUUCAAAUUUCUACCCCAGUUUAAACCGGAAGAUUGUCAAUCGCCGAGUGCAAUUUCAGUGCCAUCAUCGCCGCACGUCUUCACACAAAGUUAUCGUAAGAAGCCACAAUCGAUGCCGAAAACUGCUGCAACUGAUGAUGAACCAUCUGAUCUUAGUGGCAUGUCAGCAACAACACCAUCAGCAGCUUCAUUCUUGAUGGGAAAUCGUUUCUUUGGCCCUGAAUUUAACAUUGAUCAGCUUAGAUAUUGUGUAAAUGCUGUUCUUGCUGCUGAAGAUAACAAUGAUCGAUCUCCUCGAACACCAAAAACACCAUCGCAGAGAUCAGCAACCACGGAUGCUAAUGAAAAAGGUCACAGAAAAACGUUGGAACAACGAAGGCAUUUGGUGAUGCAGUUGUUCCAAGAACAUGGGAUGUUUCCAUCGACACAAGCAACAAAUAGCUUUCAGAUUGCUCACAGCGAUAUUUUCCCGAACAAGCAAAGUUUACAACUGAAGAUUCGUGAAGUUCGUCAAAAGUUUAUGGCUCAACCAGGAUUUACACCGCAGUCUGCUGGACCUUGUACACCAAGUGAAGCGCAAAGCGACCAAACCGGAACAGCCGCACAGUGACAAAAUUUUCUCGUCAAACUCUCAGAGUAAUUUUAAUUGAAUAAUCAAGAAAUGAUGAAAAAGAAAAUUUAAGAAUGUAAGAGAAGAAGUUUCAUUCUUUUUUUUAUGAUAAAAGAUAGAAAAAUGAAAACAUCUUUAAAUAUUUUUCAUUGAAUUAUAAAAGUGAUUUGAAGUUCUCAUGGACGAAUUUUUUUUUCUUUUCUCCUUUGGCAUGCGAUAACAUAAUUAAUGAAAAUGACAAAUUGCAAAAGAAAAAAAAUUAUUUUAGAAUUAACGUUGAAUAUAAAUAAAUUAAUGAAAAAUUAUAAAAAGCAUGAGUUGAAAGUUGUUGGAAAUGUUUAGAAAUUUGAUGUAAAAAUAAUAAUAAAAGAAAAUGUUUCUUAAUACUAUUUCGAUUGACAUUUAAAACAAAACUAAAGAAAAUGAGAAUUAAAGCGAUUCAGAAGCGUUUCGGAUGAACAUGAAAACUAUGGAAAUCAAAACAAAUUAAAUUAGUUGUAAGUUUUAUUUUUUGUUCUUUUUUUCGAGGGAAAAAUUGAUAACAGUUUAUUAAGUUUCACUCCCCCGCAACGUAUACUUUCCUGUCUUGAUGAUGAUGAUAACUGAAUUUUCCUAUCACCAUCAAUUUAUACUUUAUUUUAAAACAAUUUGCAUUUAAAUGCAUAUACUUGAAGAAUUUAAUAUAAUCAGUGACAUUGAUUGUCAUGAAAUGGUUUGGAAUAAAAUAAUUGUAAAACUUGAGUAGAUGUUGAAAAAAAUGGGAAAUAUUUCACAUAACAUUUGAUUGAAACUUUCUCAAGAAUUUUUCUUUUUUCAAUCAAUCAUUUCAUGAUACUCAAUUAAAACUAUUGCAAAUAGAAAACAAAUCUAAAAAUAAUAAAGAUCUACCCAAACACACCCACACAACAGUUAAAUGCGUCUGAUGCAUCCCUUCCUUCCCGCCCUCAAGAAAGAAAAAAAAUUAAAUUAAAUAUGUGUAAAGCAUCCACACACACACACAUUCACACUCAAUUGAUAUUUUUUAUAAAAAUAUUUUCGGACAACAAGAACAAAACAAGAAAAAAUGAAAAAAAAGAAAAGCCUUAACACAAACAAAAAGAAAUUGCGACAAAAUUGUAUAAAAAAUUCUUGAAUGUGAUUAUUAAGGAGUUUUAUAGUUGAUCAAGACGGUAACGGUAGAUAUUUGGUGAUUUUAUUGUGGAAAUUUAAUUUUCCAAAUUAUGUAAAAAAAACAGAAAAAGGAAAAAAAAUCUUUUUUUGGCAUGAGAAGAAAAUUUUAGGCGAACCUUUCGACACAUAUUUAAAUACAUAAAUCAAUGUUUUGUAGCUUCGUUUGGGAUUCGGUUAGUUGAGGCUUUAUGUACGAUAUAUCAUGGAGGGUUUAAACUUAAUUUUAUUUUUUAUCAAACGUGGAAGGAGUGACAGGAACGAAAGAAUUUUUUUUAAUAAAACGGCAUUAUUCUAGCAAUAGUUGAUAAGAGAUUAAAGUGACAUUAGUUCAAAGAUGAAUUUUUUUUAUCUUUUUUUCUGAAUAUUUUCCACAACGCACUUCAAUAUCAUCACUAAGGUUUUAGUUCUUAGAAUAUCGAGCUUGUGUUAUAUUUAAAGUGAUUUUCGAUACAAUUUCUUCCAUUACAAUUUAUCUAAAUGCAUAUUAGAUUUUAUUGGCUUUCUUCACGUUUGUUUGCACGAGGUUGUUGAGGUUAAUGUGGUUGGUCUUGUUGUAAAUAACAAAAUAAAUAAUUCGUCCAAAAUAUUUUCUUAAAAUUAAAUUGAUUUACCUGAAAAUCAGGAAAUAAAAUCAAUGUUUUCAAAGCUCUUAUAAGUCUUGGAAUUUUCAGGACUCUAAACAUUUUAAUCUAUCAACAAGACUAAACAUGUCAACCUCGACCCUUUGUCGACUUACUUUCUAAAUAGCAAAUCAAAAUGUGAUAUUUUAUUAUCAAUUUGAAUAUUUUCUUUUUCCUUCCUCUCUAUAUCUCGUAUAUUUUAUCAGAUAACAUAAAUAAUUAAUAUCUAGAAUUAUAUUUUAAUUUUCUACUUUAACGAAAGAUUUUAUAAUUUUUUUAUGAUGAAAACUAUUAUUUUCUUAGUUAAUUUCCUAUUUUUUAUUCGAAAGUUAAAUUUGUGCUCGCGUUUAAUAACAAAAAGAAUUAUAAGAAAUACAAAUUUGUGGUGCCAAUAAAGAAAACGAUUGCUUUUCCUACCCUCUUACAUCUCUUGGAUUGUCUCCCCCGGCUCAUUCGUAAGUAGAAAAGUGAUCCAUGUUUCCUUCCUAAUCCAUCAUUUUCCUCGAGUUUCAAAUGUAAGAAAUAUCUCUAAAAUAAUUAAUUGUGAAGUAGGUGAAAAUUAAAAAUUUUAAAGAAAAUUUAAAACUGUAAGCAGAAAUAAAAUAUGAAUAAAUAUUUAAAUUAGUUAAGUGAGAAGCACUUUUGGGUGAAAUUUUUUUCAUCAUUCACAUUCAUUGAAUUGAAAAUUUGUAAAAAUGUUUAAUUUAGAAUCGUUUAAAGAACAUUGUAAGAUUCUUGGUAAGAUUUGGAAGCCAAAGUUAAAUGGUGAACAAAAAAUGAUGAAAAGAAAACGUUAAUUAAAAUUAAAGAAAAUUAGACAAUUUGUUGAUUAGAACUGAAAAGAAAAUUAAGGGAAAGGAUUUAAUGUAUCAUUUUGAACAUUAAGAAAAGAUUUAUGAGAGAAAUAAAUUCCGUCAUGAAAGAUUUUCUGCUUUUCAUUUCUUUCUCUCGAGUUUGUAUUGUUCUUCUGAUAAGUGUUGUGCAUUUGAUUGAUAUCUUUUUUCCCUCACAUCAACUUAAGAAAAGAAAACUUGUAGCUGAAUCAUAAAAGUAAAAAUAAAGGAACGUUUUCUCACAAUUUAAUAGACACAUAUGGAAAAUGGAUUCACGCAAUAAAUAUCAAGGGAAAAACUAACACAAGAAAAACAUUUUACUAACUUUUUGAUUUUGUAAUGAAAAUUCAAAUGAAAAUGAGAAUUUUUUUGAAUCCACAAGAUGAAGAUGAUAAAAAGAAGAUAAAUGAAUGAAUGAAUGAUAUAAGAUCACAAUUAAUAAAUUUAUGUUAGUAGAA